This is a messenger RNA of Diaporthe batatas, 4266 nucleotides long. RefSeq lists its product as uncharacterized. NCBI's taxonomy places the organism in Eukaryota, Fungi, Ascomycota, Sordariomycetes, Diaporthales, Diaporthaceae. The transcript is spliced from 3 exons. Bases 1632 to 3692 code for a protein of 686 amino acids. The record is from RefSeq and is a predicted model, not a curated record. Gene Ontology annotation, molecular function: protein binding.
CGCCUCCCCAGCCCGCGGGUAGUGAUAUAGGUCGCCCGUUUGCAAGGGUAUUUAUUAUUGGCAGAUGUGACCAUAGGCACUGACCACUGACCACUGACCAGAGGGGUGCCGCAGAGAAGAAGAAAAGGGGACUGAUGGACCUGAUGGACCGGCCCCAUACCCGGCGACUGGUCUAACAUAACUAGGCUUGCUAGGUGCUCGCAGUACAUACGGUCAAGGUGCAGCAACGGCAAGUUCCCCUCCCAAAUAGCGGGUCCAGGUCUGUUUACACGUGCGGCGAUUGGGUGCGGCUCGAAAUCCAGGUGGUUGAACGGGCGGCGAUUGACGUGUGUUGACCUGGCGCUGAGUGGUCGCGCAGGCCCUGCAGAGGGGGGAACACCCGGUGCAAUUGGGCGGCAUAUCAACCGUAGAAUGCAGAGUUCGGUCGAGAGGCCAAUGGAUGCUGCCUGUCUCUGGCCAGGGGCCUGGUGCGCCUUACCGUACCUGCCACGCCUGCUCCUGCUACCAGGCAGAGAAAGAGGGAGAGGGAGAGGGAGAGGCGCGUGUCGAGACUGUGAUGUGCCUGCUAUGCCCGCUGCUGUGUGCUGGGCUAGGUUGGGCUGGGGCGUGUUUAAUCCCCGAGGCCACGCACUCUACCUUCUUGUCUCGUCCGGCCCUCCACUACGGUGCACAAGGCCAGCUGGAUACGGUUCCGUUGACAUGGUUGCGAGCUGAUAAAUCUCCCCAGAGCCCUGUCCAAGACUCCAGGCCUCCUCUCACACAAAUCCAGAACCCUCCCAUAUUCUUUGCUCUGGCCUGUCCUCGAUUGUUCCUGCCUUUGGUCCUGCCCUCGUCUGUCUCCAGUCUUUCCCUCCAGCCUCGUCUCUGCCAACCUACAGAAACCACCUCGACGACGACGGCUCCUCCUCACCCUUGUCCUCGAUCAACCGAGUCCCUUGGUACUUGCAUAAUAGCUCUGCUGGUUUUGACAGGUUGACCGCCCGGCGAGGCAGAAGAAGAGGAGCAGGUAAACAGGACUCCCCUCAACGUUGAUUGCGCCCUGCUUGGCCUCGAUAGAGUUUAUACGGCGACCGUCCUCCGUACAACCCGGAUCUUGCCAAUCCCACACCGCCCAAGACAACGCCCAAAACGCGCACAAGCCCAGAUAAAUACUGCGCGUUGCAAACAGCUGCUUUGUUCCGCCACAUCUCAACAUUGAACGUUACAUAUCCGAGCGAGUGUACGGAGCAUCCGGCAGAAUCGACUGGAGCUGCUGCUACUCCACAGCAAACCCACCACCAUCUGAAGCAGCGGCCGACAAGGGGACCAGAGGCAGAAUAAAAAAGGAACGCCCCACGUUUGUUCACAUCCCGCACCCGUUAUCACUUUAUGCAACAGUCGGAGCUCCAGGCCAACCCAGCUUGACCCUGCAAAUCGCAUUUGCGUGCAUAGUCCUGCGUCUGUGUGGCUGCGGCAGGACAGGAAGACUGUACCGAGUAAAGGACAGGCGACCCCAAUCCAGAACUUUUUUCCCCCCCAGCGCCGCUUUGCUAGCUGCACUAGUACUGUCCCAGUACUCAGGACCAAGAGUCAGCCAGAGGGAAAAAAAGUCAUAGAGCCCGGCUUAUCUCACCUAGCCCGCUUUAUUUCAAAUGAAGUUCUUCGGGAAGAAGUCUACCAAGAAGCCCCACCCCAACGACCACGACGACUACGUCUUGGACGCAGACUACUUUCAUUCCGAACCAUCCUCGCCCACAAAGUCACCGUCCAAGUCUGCAUCGUCGUCGCCCACCAAGAGGUCAGCCCGACCCGCUUCGCCGGCGACGCCAACUAGUCCCUCGGGCGAGGCCAAACACCGUUCCAACGGCUCCCGGCACUUUUCUAGAGCUUCGUCCGACCUCGGCAAAUCAUCUUCUCGAAAGAAGAAGGCCGACCUUGACACGCAUCCUCUCAACCUCCCACCCGACGAGAUUAGGAGGCUCUCGAGGCUGUCAGCCAUGAGUGCACGCGAGUCGGUCGACAGGAUGGACAUUGAUCCUCCCAGCAGUGCCCCGACCCCGUCGUCUCCUCCACGACAAGAAUCGCCGCCUGCUGCCGACAAGACUGCCGAGGAGACUACUCCUCCUGCCACAAAUGGGUCAUCUUCUCCCAAGACGGAGGAUGCUCCUCCUCCGCCCCCGCACACGAGUGAUCCCAACAGCCCCCCGCCGACCCCCGCAGACGAGGCUGAGGUGUUCAAGAACCUGGGAAAUAAGUUCUUCAAGGAACGAAACUACAGGCGGGCCAUUGAGGAGUACUCCAAAGCCGUCGAACUGCAACCGGACUCGGCCACGUACUUGGGCAACCGGGCUGCCGCGUACAUGGCCGAUGGCAAGUUUGAAUCUGCUCUUGAUGACUGCAAGCGGGCCGUCGACCUGGACUCCAACAAUCCCAAGAUCUUGCUCCGCCUGGCCCGAAUCUACACCAAUCUGGGACAACCGGACGAGGCAAUGGUUACGUUCCAGCGCAUCCGGCCACCACCCUCUGCCAAGGACAUGGCACAGGCAAAGGAGAUGCUGCAGUACAUCAAAUCCGCGCAGCAGGGGCUAGAAGAGGGCCGGGGCCCCUCCCUGGUGCUGCAUGCUCUUGAUAUGGCCGAGAGGCUGCUCGGAUCCGGGGCCCGGAAGCCGCGCAAGUGGCAGCUGAUGCGAGGAGAGGCUUAUCUCAAGAUGGGCGGGGUUAACUCGCUCGGCGAAGCCCAGAAUGUUGCCACCAACCUGCUGAGGAACAACAGCCAGGAUCCCGAGGCCCUGGUCCUGAGAGCCCGCGGGCUCUACGGGCAAGGCGAGAACGAGAAGGCCAUCAAGGUCUUGCAAAUGGCCAUCAGCUGUGACCCUGAUUUCCGGGAUGCCAUCAAGUGGCUCAAGAUCAUCAGGAAUCUGCACAAGACCAAGGAGGAUGGCAAUGCGGCAUACAAGGCCCGUCAAUGGCAGGCUGCGAUCGACAAGUAUACCGUGGCUCUGGACGUGGACCCUGCAAACAAGUCGACAAACGCCAAGAUCCUGCAGAACCGCGCGCUCUGCUACCAACAGCUCAAACAGUACGACGAGGCAAUCGCAGACUGCGACAAGGCCCUGAGCCUGGACCCCAGCUAUACCAAGGCCCGUAAGACCAAGGCAAAUGCUCUUGGCGGCGCCGAGAAGUGGGAGGACGCGGUGCGGGAGUGGAAGGCGCUCGCGGAGGCUGACCCAUCAGACGCUUCGAUUCAAAGGGAGGCCCGAAAGGCCGAGAUCGAGCUCAAGAAGAGCCAGCGAAAGGAUCACUACAAGAUCUUGGGCGUGCCAAAGGAUGCUGACGACAACCAAAUCAAGAGGGCUUACCGGAAGCUGGCCAUCCAGUACCACCCCGACAAGAACCCCGGUAACGCAGAGGCCGAGGCGAAGUUCAAGGAUAUCAGCGAAGCAUAUGAGACCUUGAGCGAUCCUCAAAAGCGAGCCCGGUACGACGCUGGCGACGACCUGGACAUGUCCGACAUGUUCGGCGGCGGUGGCGGCGGCGGCAUGGGCAUCGACCCUGACAUCCUCUUCAGCAUGAUGGGCCAACAAGGUGGCUUCGGUGGCGGCGGUGGAGGUUUUGGUGGCGGCGGCGGAUUCCCUGGAGGCGGCGGCUUCCCUUUCGCCAACGGUGGCGGCGGCCGGGCGCGUGGGUUCCCCGGCGGGUUCCAGUUCUCCUGACAAUCGGACGAGGAAGACGACGACACCGACGAGUGCUUAAGCACCGGAGACUGCUCCGAGCACGACGACGACACGCAGGCAGGACAGGGUGGUAGGGAUGAAAAGGCACCGUGGUGGCAGGCAGAGGCCGAGGCCUCGGCUGCUGCACAUGACAAGCGGCUGGAACGGAUGCGGCAGAUUGGUGUCGUGUUCCUUGCGGCCAUCGUUCUUCUUCCUCUGCAGGUUGUGGGGCUGCUGGUGGUAGUCGCGGGCAUAUUUUACAUGUGCAUUGUUGCGACGGGGGCUCUCACAUGACGAUAGAGAUUUUCAAGUCCAGGACAUUCUGCCGGACAAUCUGAGCAUCGUGGGUCGCAAUCUGGGAUAGAUGGCAUUUGCUAAUUCUACGUGUGCAUCGUUCACGGUGCUCGGGCGUUGGAAAAGGAAGGGUUGGACUGAUGGAUCAAAGGCCAUGCCAUGCCUUGAUCCAUAAAGCUCAUCUAAUCAUGAACUUGUUUUACUAUUGUGUGCACGGAUGGCUAUAUACAGAUAGACAAGGUACCCCUCGCUGAGCUCAAUGCCAAAAGUUGUUCAAAAA